Molecule: messenger RNA, 1788 nt
Organism: Hirsutella rhossiliensis
Lineage: Eukaryota; Fungi; Ascomycota; Sordariomycetes; Hypocreales; Ophiocordycipitaceae
Product: FAD binding domain-containing protein
Exons: 10
Coding region: 1-1788 (595 amino acids)
Molecular function (GO): FAD binding
Source: RefSeq, a predicted model, not a curated record
AUGAUGGCGUUGUGGAUGGCAAAGUUGGGUAUCAAGGCCCGCGUCGUCGACAAGCGAGCCGACAAAGUCUUUUCCGGUCAUGCAGAUGGAUUGAACGUGCGGACCAUGGAGAUUCUCGACAGCUUCGGUAUCGGGGAAAGGGUGUCGAAGGAGUCGUACCACAGGCAUGAAGCCUCGUUCUGGAACCCCGAUAAGAAUGGCAUCAUUAGGCGCGAUGCCCGCGCCCCGACCUCGCAGCCCGACCUGUCACGUUUCACCUGGUGCCUCCUACAUCAAGGCCAUAUAGAGACAUUCUUGCUCGACGCCAUCCGCGAGGCGUCAAUGUCGGUUCACAUCGACCGCAAUGUCAUGCCUUCGGCGCUACGUAUCGACGAGGAACAAGUCGCUAGAGCAAACGCACACGAUAGCAAGCAGAGCCCAGGCAGUGAAGGGACGAAAGAGACUGUCCGCGCUAGGUACCUAGUCGGCUGCGACGGAACGCACUCGUGGGUAAGACAGGCGCUAGGUGAGGGAUACGAGAUGGUGGGCGAAACGACAGACUCUAUCUGGGGUGUCCUAGAUAUCGUCCCAGUUACCGAUUUCCCCGAUAUCAGAAUCCCUUGCACGGUCCGUAGCGCCAGCGAAGGCACCGUCAUAGUGGUUCCACGAGAAAACCAUCUAGUGAGGCUAUAUAUUCAGCUCAAGGAGGUGUCUACGGGAUCAGGUGCAGCGGAUAGGUCAAAAAUUACAUCCGAGGUCAUCUUUCGAACUGCGCGUAGGAUCCUAAGCCCAUACUCGCUCGACUAUCACUAUAUCGACUGGUGGUCGGCGUAUCAGAUCGGACAACGUUCCGGUAACCGAUUUAGCAAACUCGACCGCAUCUUUCUCGCAGGGGACGCUGUCCAUACGCACUCUCCCAAGGCCGGCCAAGGCAUGAAUACCGCUAUUCAAGAUACUUAUAAUUUGGGCUGGAAGUUGGGACUGGUUUGUAAGCGGGUGCUGCGGCGGGAAGUACUGGCUACGUACGAGCUAGAGCGGCGGCGGAUUGCGAAGCAGCUCAUUGCCCUAGACCAAAAGCUCUCCCAGCUAUUCGUCGGCCGGCCGGCUAAGGAUAUCCUUGACGAGACUGGCGUGACUAUGGCCGAGUUCGAAAAGGCGUCUCGCAUGAAUAAGAUGUUUACGACGGGUAUUGGCAUACGCUAUACACCCAACCUUCUGAAUAUGUCGGACGAGGACCAACAACAACACCUCGCGCUCGCCACCAACUGCCAGCCUGGCACUCGCUUCGCAUCGCAUAGGGCUCUCUGCCAGGCGGACGCGCGGCCGUGGGAGCUCCACCACCGCAUGCCGUCGGACGGCCGAUUUCGCAUCGUUAUCUUUGGCGGGGAUAUUUCGAGACCCCCGCAGCUAGCGCUCGUCAACUCGCUCGGUGCCUGGCUAUCGGUGUCACUACAGCCGCGCUUCCUUGUCUUGUCCAUGCCGGGGGCUGCUAGCAAGUUUAAGGCGGCCCGCGACCCGUCCGUUAUCGACGUCCUCCUAGUGCACUCGGCACCGCGGGAGCGCGUCGAGCUACUCACGGACCUCCACGAUGUAUACCACCCAUUUGACGAUAAAUUAGGGUGGGACUACGAAAAGACAUUUGCAGACGGCCACGGCAGAGCAUACCGGGGAUACGGUGUUAACGACAAGGGUCUUGGAGCCGCCGUCGUGGUUCGUCCCGACGGCUAUGUCGGGUUAGUCACCUCGCUAGACGAGGUAGGGAGGGAUAGAAUAGGCAAGUGGUUUGAGGCUAUACUCCGUCGCGGUUAG